Messenger RNA from Neodiprion fabricii, 3153 nucleotides. Its product is annotated as myotubularin-related protein 9. The record is from RefSeq and is a predicted model, not a curated record. The coding region runs from base 432 to 2186 and encodes 584 amino acids. The transcript is spliced from 7 exons. Lineage: Eukaryota; Metazoa; Arthropoda; Insecta; Hymenoptera; Diprionidae. Gene Ontology annotation, biological process: negative regulation of autophagy.
GUGCACAUAUACAAUUAGAGAACUGUCAAACUAUGCGUGGGUCCGGUAAUUCCGAAGGCUCGGAAUGCUCGUUGAGGCAUGACACAUUGUAGUUUUACAUCACCUUUUUCGCUCUCCAUUUCGCCAUCCCGGAAUAUCACCAGUUUAUGUACGAAUUUUCGCCAAUCUUUUCCACACCUCUUGUUAAAGGGUUAGCUGGUUAUCACUGUCAACCAGCUGUAGUGUAGGCGUAUAGUGAUCUCGCACAUACAAUAUUCGGGUUAACAGCAGCUGUCAAAGAGACGUAAUACUUUACGAAAACUAUUGCCGAAUGAGUUUUCUGACGAUUCCUUUACACCGAUGUUUUAAUCGACUCAUAAAUUCAACGAUAAACUACUAAUAUAUAAUAGAUAAACGAUCAGUCUGAUAAGUGAGUUAAAUCAGCACGAAUAAUGGAAUUGAGUGACUUCAUAUUAGUUACAAAACUUGAUAACGUUGUUCUCACUGAUAGAAGCGAUGGAACUGAUAAAAACUCUAGCUUAGAUAGAACGCUCUGCAUCACUGGACAUCAUCUUAUACUAUCGUCAAGGCAGGCUGUUUCUCAGGAGCUUUUGCUGCUUCACAGAAACAUAGAUGUCAUAGAGAAAAAGUCAAACAACCAAAACCCUGGAGGCAGUAUUAUUUUAAAAUGCAAGGAUUUCCAUAUCUAUCAACUCGAUAUCAAUAGUACAGAGGAUUUAAAUAAUGUGACGUUAUCUCUGGAAAAGCUGGCAUGUUUGGAUCAACCUCUCCAGUAUCCUUUUUUCUACAGCCCUCAACCUGUGAAUAAUUCCACGGUGCAAGUGGAAGAUGGAUGGACUGCAUUUGCACCAGUUUCAGAAUGGUCUAGACUAUUAGCAACUCAUGCCGAUGAGUGGCGGAUUUGCUACCUCAAUCGUGAUUAUAAAGUCUGUAAUUCGUACCCAUCAGCCGUAAUAGUACCACGGCAUAUAGAAGACAAAAUUAUUGUAUUAGCAGCAAAGUUUAGAGAUGGUGGACGAUUUCCUGUACUCUGCUACAGACACGAUGGGGGGAGUAUUCUCAUGAGAAGCAGUCAGCCAUUGUCUGGAGCUACAGGAAAAAGAUGCAAGGAGGAUGAACGACUUUUGAAUGCUGUUUUAGGUCCAGGAAGACGAGGGUACAUAGUGGAUACAAGAUCUGCCAGUCAAGCGCAGGCGGCCAAAAACCGAGGAGGAGGAACUGAAAUGGACGCAGCUUAUCCACAAUGGCGUAAGGUGCACAAGGCUGUGCCACGAUCUACUGACCUGGCCGAAAGUUUCUGUAAACUAAUCGAAGCCUGCAGUGACACAAAAUGCUCCACGUCCCAGUGGCUUUCUCGACUAGAGGGUAGUGGCUGGCUAUCUGCAAUUCAAGCAGCAUUAAAUGCAGCCUGCGUAGCUGCCCAAUGUCUUCACCAAGAAGCAGCUGCUGUCUUAGUACAUGGUGGUGCUGGCAGAGAUUGUACUCUUGCUGUGACGAGUUUGACCCAAGCCAUUCUAAAUCCUGACUGUCGAACCGUGAGAGGUCUGCAGGCUCUUGUUGAACGAGAGUGGUUACAAGCUGGCCAUGCUUUUUUCAGUCGGACACGUCAUGGGCCUUAUCACCCGCCCAAUUCUCAAAGUCCAGCACAUGCUCCCACCUUUUUGCUAUUUCUAGAUUGUCUCUACCAGCUACAUCGCCAAUUUCAAUUCAGCUUCGAAUAUACAACAGAUUUACUCAUCGAACUUUAUAAACAUGCAUAUUGCUCAAGCUAUGGAACGUUCUUGGGUGAUUCAGAAGCAGAACGAAUUCAGCUUAGAUUAUCUGAGAGAACGGCCAGUUUAUGGUCACAUAUAAAUCAGCCAGAUGUUUUGGAAAAAUGGUUAAAUCCACUUUACGAACCAAAUCCUGGUGUUAUUUGGCCCAGUGUGGCACCUAUCAGCAUAGAAUUGUGGAUGGAACUUUACCUUUUGCAUACAAAUGCCGCGCCAUGGAAAGGAUCACUUUCUUGCGCCAUGCACAUUAAACGGAAGCAUUCUGCAAUUCGAAAGAUCUCUGGUCAGCUUCAAUCGCAAAUCCGUAAAGGUAUCGAAGAAAUUCAUACCAAUCCAGAUUCUUCGUACGGGACAGCGAACGCUGAAGAACACCUUCGACUAGCUCAGAUGAACUUGGAACCUCAAAGCACUUGAUGAAGGGCGUGUAGUUAAAUUUAAAGAGCAAAGUCAUAUUUAAAAAGGAUGCGCUUACCCAGUGCCCUUUUUUACUAAGAUAUUGCAAAACAUUUGACAAGUUCCAUCUGUACAGUUUAAGAACACGAAACAUUGAACCAUUUAUUUGAAAAAUUUAUACUUAUAAUUGAUAAUAAAAAAAAAAACUGGAGAAUUAUUAUUGGCAAUGACAAAAUAUAUAACUAUUGGAUAUAUUGUACGUUGUAUGUAAUUCAAAUUGUGUACGUACAUAACAAAAAGUACUAGGUCACAUCAUGUUGGUCUUAAAAUAUAUAAAAAUAGAAGACGAUUUGUGCUCAGCAUUUAUGUUCAGUUGUAGUUGCUACAAAGAAUUUUUUUCCGCAUAGUUCACGUAAAAUGAGAAAUAUAAAUGACACAAGGUGACUAUCACGUGUAAAUUAAUUCAAAGUUAGCGUAUUAUCACAAUUGUAUCAUCUUACUACGUUCCUUAUUGCACUUAUAAUGAGUUCCAUCCUUUUUCCAGCGAUCUGUAUGAAUUAACGGAAUAAGAAUACCACAAGUCAUUAUUAAUUUAUAUUUGAUAAUCAACUGUUGAAGUGGUAGACUGAUAAUUAAUUCAGCAAUUUUAUUUAACCAUUUGGAUUAACAUAAUAAUCAGCAUUGCAUAUUCAAUCCCAUGCAUAAUCUUAUAUCAAUAUUAUUGAAAGUUGAAACUACUAAUUUCAGACAUUAUAUAGGAAUAUUACACUCUACGGCUAGUUUCAGAAUUUAAAAAUAAAUUUGCCGAUAUUUUGGAAAUAGUGGAAUAGUUUCAUUAUAAACAUACGCUUUGUUAUAAAUUACUACGUACACAUUUGCUUCAGUGAUGUUUCACCUAAAUCAAUGGAAUUAUAACACCACUACAUUUCGACAUAUGCCAUAUUGUAGAUACGUUUAUAUAAUAAAUGCCCACGUAACAUAGUCUCAA